AUGUUUGCGGCUGAUCGUCUGUUUGUUGUUCAUCAUCGUAUGACUGAGACAGAAGAUGCCACUCACAUUAUGACUGUACCUAUUUGGCAUAUUUUGAGGCCUCUGUUCAGUGGAGUCACCCCAGCCUUCAUGCCCCAUUAUCACUGUUAUCGCUAUGAGGACUACUUAGAGGAUAAUCGCAUUGCUCUAUGGAAACUCAUCAACGACAGCAUCCAGCAGCUUGUCCACUCCAUCGUCUGGACCGCCAAGCUAUCUGGCUAUAUGUGUGCAUGCCACAUCUCCACAUAUGCAGUAAUUCUCAGAACUACAGAUAAAUCUGUAUGGGCAAAUGAAUUUGAAUCAAUUGAAUUGACCUGUUUGAUCGAGUCCAUCUCAACCAACAAUCCCAGAAUCGAAUGGAAGAAAAUCAAAAAUGGAGUUCCAAGUUAUGUGUAUUUCCAGAACAAAAUUUCAGGUGAUUUGGAACACAGGGCUCUUCUGCGAGAACCUGCGAACCUUCUCAUUCUGAACGCAAGCCGAUCCGACACUGCACAGUAUCGCUGUGAGGUUGCCGCUAUCGAUGACCAGAAACCGUUUGAUGAAAUUUUAAUCAGUCUUGCUGUAAGAGUGAAACCGGUUGUGCCAAAGUGCAGCGUGCCAGAAUCCGUCACUGUGGGGUCAUCUACGGAACUGCGAUGUAUUGAGAAUGAAGGAUUUCCUCCAUCCCAGUACCAAUGGUUUCGCAACAAUGAGGAAUUACCAGAAGACCCAAAAAGUAGCCUCAAGUUCCUUAACUCCUCAUACGUUAUGAAUGUUGACACCGGCUCACUGAAAUUUAGAGUGGUGAAGAAAGAGGAUGCAGGGGAGUACUAUUGCCAAGCAAAGAAUGAAGCAGGGUAUGCUAAGUGCAAUGCACAGAAGAUGGAAGUCCAUGAUCUUGACAUUAUGGGAAUAUUCUUGAAAGUGUCAGCUGGGGUGGCUGCACUGGUUAUUGUAAUCAUGGGAAUCUGUCAUGUCCAAAAACGGGGUUACUGCUCCAGCAAGAGCCAAACAGGAAACAAUUACAAGAUUCCCCAGCGGGAUAAUAGAGAGGAUUACGUCAGUGCAGAUGAGGGACAUUUUCGCCACAAGUCUUCAUUUGUCAUCUGA
Chanos chanos (milkfish) is the source of this 1128-nucleotide messenger RNA. RefSeq names its product junctional adhesion molecule 3a (gene jam3a). Gene Ontology annotation, molecular function: protein homodimerization activity; protein heterodimerization activity; cell-cell adhesion mediator activity. Gene Ontology annotation, biological process: cell migration; cell-cell adhesion. Gene Ontology annotation, cellular component: plasma membrane; cell-cell contact zone; protein complex involved in cell adhesion. The coding region runs from base 1 to 1128 and encodes 375 amino acids. The transcript has 10 exons. The record is from RefSeq and is a predicted model, not a curated record. Lineage: Eukaryota; Metazoa; Chordata; Actinopteri; Gonorynchiformes; Chanidae.